Messenger RNA from Acanthochromis polyacanthus (spiny chromis), 3389 nucleotides. RefSeq names its product leucine-rich repeats and WD repeat domain containing 1 (gene lrwd1). Gene Ontology annotation, biological process: chromatin organization; establishment of protein localization to chromatin. The record is from RefSeq and is a predicted model, not a curated record. NCBI's taxonomy places the organism in Eukaryota, Metazoa, Chordata, Actinopteri, Pomacentridae. Gene Ontology annotation, molecular function: chromatin binding; protein binding. Gene Ontology annotation, cellular component: nuclear origin of replication recognition complex.
CCGGAAGUACGUAGAGUUUCCCCGGGAAAGCUCAGUUUCUGCAGGACGGUGUUUUUUUUCCACUGGAGUCACUUUAUAAACAAUGGAGAAGAUUACAGAGAAGGUUUUACUGGAGAAAGGCUCUCCAAAAACCAACAAAUUGGAGCAAAUCAAGAUGCUGAAUCUGUCUAAAAUGGGGCUGCAGCUUCAGGAUUUGCCCGUCAAGCUGCUGUCCCGUCUCUGGUCUCUGGAGCGGUGGGAUCUGUCCGGGAACCGACUGCAAGACUUUCACAAGAGCCUGGAGCUUCCUGCGCUUCGAUUCCUGGACCUGAGUGACAACCAGAUGGAGGACGUCACCACGCUGGAGUCUCUGGUCGGCCUGGAGGAGCUCAAGAUGGACGACAACCUUUACAUCACUGUGAGCGACAACUACAAGCUGAUGGUGCUGCUGCCCAACCUGAGGAUCUACAACGGUAAAGACGUCAGCACGACGGCCAACCACCUGCGCUACGUCUACAGCGACAACCUGAGGACGAGGAUUAUCGCGGUUUGGGAAAAAAACUUCAGUCUCCCUGAUCCAAUCACGGCAGAGGAACUCGUCGCCUUGGAGACCAGCUUCGUCAGCACCGCCCGGCAGCAAGUUAAAUUCGGGCCCAGUUCAGUCAGCGACUUCACCAAGUGGAAGGUGGAGAUCAUGGCGAAGGAGUAUCUGCGCUCGCUGACCGACCUGGACGGCAAAGAGGAAUCUACUGAUGCUAAAGAGAACAAAGGCGUCUCAGCUCCUGUUAAGAGGAAACAAACCGAGUCAGAAACCAGCGACAGCAUCAGACUGAUGCCUCGUAAAAAGCUGCGCUCCGAUCUCCCGGCGUCUCCUGUUCAGGAAAGCCCUCGUAAAUCCAGCCUCCGCCUCAAACCCCUACCGGAGACCUCCUCCACCGGCGCCGUCAGGAUGAGCCCCAGAAAGAGGAGCCAGAGUCCCUCCAUCUCCAGCAGAGGGCGACCGAGAGCAGAGAGGAGCUCCAGAGAGGACGGAGCUCAGACUGAACAGAGGCAGGAAGGCAGCAAGAAACAGCAGAAAACCUCACAUCUGCAGAAAGAUGAUGAUAUGAGUCAUGCAGUAAAGAGCCUGAAGAACACAGAGCCGGUGUGCCUGAAGCCGCUCCAUGUCCUCCAGUGUCACAGCAAACAGGACAAACCCGAGGAUUUCUCCACCCAGCUGUGGGCCUGCGCUUUCCAGCCGCUGCCCGAUUCCUCCGGUGGUGGUGAAAGUCGUCUGGUCGCUACCUGUGGAGGAGAUUCUGUCUGUGUGAUCGACUGUGAAACGGGCAUGGUGAUGAAGAAGUACAAAGUCUCUGGAGAGGAGUUCUUCUCACUGUCCUGGUCCACGGUGUUGAUGUCCAGAGGAGGAAAAGCUCCGGCUCAGCACUGCAGCAUCCUGGCGGCCGGCGGGAAGAAAGGUGUGGUCAAACUGAUCCAUCCUAGAAACAACGUCGCCUACGGGGAGUUCAGAGCCAGCAGGAAGUCGCUGUCGGUCCUCCGUUUCAACCACCAGCAGGGAAACUUCCUCUUCACGGGAUCCUACGACAGCAAGAUUGCAUUAUGGGAUAUCGGUGGCGUGGACAGUCAGUACAACUUCAAAGUCGUCCAGCUGCUGUUGUUGGACGUCAGCGCCCACUCCUCGCACAUCUGUCUGCCUCCCACUUCUCCCAGCACACAUCUGCUGACUGCCUGCGAGGACGGCCUGCACUGCUACAACACACAACUGGGGAACAACAACAACACAAAGAGCCUCAAAGAACUACAUGCACGAUCUAUUUACUUGUGGAGCUGGAGCCGGACCAAGGCUCAAAGGCAGACAGAAGACCAGGACAUGUGUGCUGUAGUUCUGGCCGAGCUGCAGUGGGCCGACACUGAGAUUCCCUACCUGGCCCUCAACACCUGUCCAGGCCGGCUGUGGACGUACACAUCACCAACCUCACAGAUAAACAAUUCAGAUGGGAAACCCAUACAGCCCACUGAGGUGUUGGAGUGGCCGACCCCGAUGAGGGACGGCCUCGGCCAGCUGGAGGGCCCCUCCAUCAACAACGUGGCGAUGGACCCUGAGCUCCGCUACCUGGCGGCCCUCAGCGACAAGAACAUGGUGGUCGUGUGGAAGAGAGAUGAGUCGUCCUUGAUAACUGCACGAGUCUGACGGAUUGCUUCAGUUGUUUGGGACAGAAAUGAUCCGGGCGUUGCGAGACCCUAUUAGCAAAUUAGCCUGGAACCUUUUCAUUUCCAAAAUACCUCUGGAAGUCUGUUUCAACAGACGAAACAUGAACUCUCCAACAGUCUACAUGGUUUUUGUAAGCAAUCAGUUCAAUGUACCACUUUUUGUAUAUAUUUUAAGGUGAGAUAAAUAUAAAAACAUUGAAGGUGGGAUUUUUUACAUUGUUUUUUUCAACUUGUCAGCUAGCACACCUGCCCAAACAGCCCAAAAAGACGCAGGUGCAGUUUAUCUGCAAUCCCCAGGCCACCCAAGAGCCACAGUUCCCCCAGUGGUCCAAGGUCCUUCAGCAACACCAGGUGCCCAAAUACCUGCUCCAGCGACCCCAGGUGGUACACUAUCCCAGCCAGGCUACUGGUCCAAGGUGAUACGCCAGAAGCUCCAUUAGACCAGUCUCUAACCUUAGCAGCUCCGAUUUGUUAAAGAUCUUUGUCAUUCUCAUUUUCUUCAUAAGCUGUUUGGGCAAAGCGACUUUAAUGGUGACAUUAGCAGCUGAAAGAACACAAUAUUCUUGUUUAUUUUUAUUUUUUACAUCAAUGUGUAAUAUGUGGACUUUGGCACAAAACUCUUGUAAUUUGCAGAAUUUUUUAUGAUGCUUGAUGUUAGUAGUAUCAGGACAUCCACGGGAAGAGAAAUGUUCAUCGAUGUCAUGUGACAUAUUAGAAGAUUAGAUAACUUUAUUGAUCCCUCACUGGGGGAAUUUACAACCUCUAUCUGCUGAUUUGUUGUUUGAAACAAAACACAUUCACUCUAUUUAUGUCUACAUCAUCACAUGUAGUUGGCGUUUUGUUUUUUUUCUGAGUCCUUUGUGGCUCAGAUAGGAUGUCAGUUGUACGCCUCAGUAUUAAAUUGAAUUCUUCUGACUCUUAAACAGCAGCAAUGAUGGUUUUAAAUCCACUUAUUUCAGCAGAAGCUGCUCAAAAUAAUCAUGAGAGCCCCUUUAGAUGGAUGUAAGAAACAUCCAGAUACUUGAUGUUCGUAUUUGAAAUCAGUAUUUUUAUUUUAAAAAAGGAUCAGAUGAAUGUAUGUAAUUGCAAAGAGGUCACUGCACUGCAAAAACAGACCAAAAAGAAGAGUAAAUGUUUGUUUUUUGCCUUAGAAAAGCUCCAGAGAACAUGCUAACGCUGCUGAAUGCCUGUGAGAUGUG